CAUAACACUAGGGCUCGGUCGCUUUGCUCUCGAUCACCGGUUCGAUAAUCUGUAUAAAGUCAUUUGUCCCAGUUUAGACCCGCCGUCUACUGGCGGAACAUAGGAACUACCAAUUAUGAUAAUAUCAUAUAACACUUGCUGUUUGCGCCAGUAUUGAAUUUGGUGCCGUCAAACGAAUUCAAUACUGUAGUCUGUGCGGCGCGCCCCGCCCCAGGCCCGCCGCAUGUGGAGCAUGGCAUCCAGUGGCAUCUGUAAUCCGGUGGCUGCUGUCAACGCAGGCUAAUACAUAUAGAUGCUGUGAGUUUGCUAGAACGAAACAAAUUCAAAAUGGAGCAAGCUGCGCCCAGCGAACCGCAAGAAAUUCGGAAGGCAACAUCGUUACUCAGCAACCUUGGCUACUUCAAGAAACUAGCACUCUCAAACAGUGAUAGCAUAGACGGCCUGCGGCUGUCAGAGCUGGAAGCGCUUGCAGCUUCAACAGUAAAUGCGCAACAACUCGGGACUUCCGACGGCGAGCAAGUGCUGACAGCCUUGGUCCUGGCGCACUGCUGGUCAGCGCACGCACUCGGUCAGGGCAGGCAAGGCGCGCAGGAUGCACAUGAGCGCACCUCUGCAAUGCUGUGCGACAUACCCAAGGAUGUGCUGCUGGCCACCCGUGCACCGUUGGCGCUACUCCGAGCGGAUGUGCUGAGCAGCUACGCGAGGUAUGUGUCACGGCUGUCAGGAGUGGGCGGCAGUGGCGGCGCGAGCUGCAACGCCAGAUGCGCAAGCAGCGGGGGGGCAGGCGGCGCCGGCGGCAGUGGCGGCCCGCACCAAGCCGCUGCCCCGCACAGCAGGGACACGGGGGCAGCCGCCGCGGUCCUGAACAACAUCCUGUGUGUCGUGUUUCACCUCUUACCCGUGCCCACGGGUAUCAUAGUAAACAUGGCCGGGCGCAGCGACGGCGAGGCCAGCGGCAGCAGCAGCGCGCCCGGCUCGCAGCAGUCGUCGUCUGAGCCGCCCGCCCAGCAGCAGCAGCAACUGGCUGAGCUGCUUGACGCGCUGGGUCGCAGUCAACUGCUGGAGCACGCGGCGGCGGCGGUGCUGCGACUGGCGGCGGCCUGCCCGCCACCGCCGCCGCCGCCGCCGACGGCAGCGGCGGCUGUAACACGGGCAGGGACGGUGCCGCCCCGUCACCCGCUAACAAGCGAGGAGCAGACAGCAGCAGCAGCGGCAGCCGCUGAUGAGGCCCUCCUGAACCCUUGGCUCCACAACUGCAAGGCUGCUGUGACGCUGUGUAACUGCCUCCAGUUUGUGCUGGUGCCCGCUGUCGCCUCAAAGCGGCGUGUACAGCAGGAGGAUAUGUCGCAGCAGCCCAACGGCACAACAGCGGCGUCGAGUCCCGCUGCCGCCGCCGCCGACGCCGUCGCGAGCAGCGGUGUUCUGGACAACAGCCGACUGAUCGCUGCACAGGCUGGAAUACAGCUGGCUAGCGGCCCCUGCACACAGUACUUUGCGCUUUGGUUGGCCGGGUGCGCGCGAGCAAGCAUGGAAUCGCUUGUUGCCGCUGCUGGUAACGCCGGCGGCGGCCGCGGCGGUGCUGCUGCUGCUGCUGCUGCUGCUGCUGUGGUUGGGGCAGUUGACGGCUCAACAGGGGCCUGCGGCACAACAGCAGCAGAUGCUCUCGCCGCUAACCGUCAGUCGCCGUUGCCGUCGCCAAGAAGGGAGGUGCCGACAACAGGAGCGGCAGGGCUCGCGCCGCCGCUGCGGCCGUUGAUAACAACAAUAUCGGGAGUGGCCGCAGGCUCGCUUGAGAGUGUGGCUAUUUCCGUGUUCCUGCGUGUUUUCCAGGCGACCGUUGGAGUCGGCGGUGGACCGCGAAUUAUCGGCAGCCAGCCGCUGCACCAGCCGGCCAGCCAGCAGCAGCAGCAGCAGCAGCCGUUGCGCUGCCGCCGCCUGGGCAUCACCACGCCUUACCCACCAGUCGCGGUUUACGCGUUUCUGGAGCGGCAUCACAACGCCUUCUGGACUGCGGGACAGUCCACGCAUUUCGCCCCAAUAGCUGAGCCGCUGACCACGCGCUGGACGCCCCUGAUGCGGGUACUUCUGUCGCAGCUACGGCCGGAGCAGGCGGCAGCGCGGCUUCCGGGGCUGUGGCGGCUGCUGGUGAUGCAAUUGGGCGGGGCUAAGAUUGAAGCAGCUACCGCUGGGCAGGUGUAUCAGUUGCUGAAGCACCCGAGGGCUCAUCCAGCCGGUUCACCGCCGCCACCGUCGCAGCCGCGGACCCCUGCGGUGACGGAUGCAGCUACCGCGGCAGAUGCAGCUACCGCGGCUGAAACCAGUGACCCCUGGCCCCGCCUCAGUGCCCGCUGCGCGCUGGACGCGGGGCUGCUGCCGGCGCUGGAGCGAGCCCUGCGCCGCCCGCAGCUAUGGCCCGAAGCUGCGGACUGCGACCCAAUGCUGCGGACUGCUGAGACCGCCGCAGUCCUCGACCUCAUGACCAGGGGCCUCCGGCGGUCGGGCGCCUGGCCGGCCCUUGUGGCGCACGCGCCUGUGCAUGAGGUGGUGGGGCUUGUGGCAACCGUGGAGCUGCUGCUGAAGCGCACAUGCCCCGGCACCGCGUGGCUGCGUUGCUUGCCUGCUGCCUUCAACCAGGCGGUCCCCGAGGACGCCCGGCUCCUGUCCAACACGGUAGUAGCGCUGCUGGAGCAGCUGGUGGCAGUCUGCGGGGCAGACGUUCUGGAGCCGCGGCCGCCGCCGCCGCAGCAGCUGCAGCAGCAGCCGCAGCCACCGCCGCCGCCGCCGCAGCAGCAGCAGCCACAGCAGCGGCAGCAGCCGCAACAGCCGCAGCCCCUGCCACUGCCGACAUCACGGCUCUUGACACUAUUGAGCCAUGGGCGGCGGGCGCUGGUUAAGAUCAUACACAGCAGCGAGUUUCCCCUGCUGGUGCUCAUGCCAUCUAUAUUGGUAGUAUAUUGGAUCCUGCAACUCCUGGAGCAUCUUUUACUGCUGGUUGCCCUGAGUGAGCAGCAGCCUGGCGGCUGGGCCCCGACGGCUGCUGAGACCGCCGCUGCUAGGCCGCCGCAGCAGCAGCUGCAGCAGCCGGAGCCAAGUGCGGCACCAGCAGGCAGCACGGAGAAGCAUGACGAUGAAGUUGCAAUGGCGGCGGCUGCUGAGACAGUCGCUGGGCGGGAAAACAGCACCAGCAGCGCGCGGGGCGAGAACCAGGUGGACCGUCGCAGUGGCGCGGCCUCUCGGCGACCGCAGCAGCCGUCAACUGUGCUUGCGGGCUGCAGCACUAGCAGCAUGGAGGAGUUUGAAGACCUGGCUGCAAUGGCCGGACCGCUCUGGUACAACAACAUUGAUCAGCAGCGCUCAAGGGAUCGCAUGCGACUGGCUGACCUGGUGGCGGCGGGCGGCGCGCCGCCGGCCGGCUCCGCGGCGGCGGCGCAGCAGGCGCUGCUUGCGUCCUUCGCGCUGCAGCGCUGGCUGCCGCUGCUGCUGGAGCAUGCAAGCUGCGCCGCCUUUGUUGCGCCGCCUUGCGUGCCGGUGCCAGUCAUCAACGGACUGAGCUGGACGCUGGCGCACAGGUUGGCGGUGGUGCGGCUGCUUUUAUGCCUGGUUGGGCACGUGCCGGAUUGCAUGGCAGCGAGGGACGAGGCACAGGACGCGGAGGAGGCGUCGGCGGCGCGCCUGGCGUCAGAGUCUUGGCACGCAGCGUUGUGGGGCCCCUGCAGAACUAGCACGUAUGGGCUGGUGCGGAACCUACUGGAAGGCCCGGCGGGCCCGGAUGACACGGAGUGGCCGCAGGGCAAGGCCGGUGAGGAGCUGGAGCUGGCGUGCCUGCACCUGGUCGAGGCGCUCAUUGCCUCGCGCUUGUGGGUGCCCAGGCCUGAAGCAGCCCUGAGCAGCGGCAGCGACGGCGGCAGCAACGACAGGCUCGUCCGGAAGCUGCGGCUGCUGGCAGAUCGGCACGGGCGCCAUCACCUCGUGGACCACAUUGACGCGACCGGCCAGGUGCUGGAGGCGCAUGCGCGGUCGGCCGCCGGUCUGGGCCUGUCUGGUACGGAGGAUAAGAGCCCUGUGAUGGAAAGGCUCUUGGACGUGGACCCGCAGCAGCCGCGUCCAGCUUUGCAGCAGCAGAUGCGGGCUGGGUCGCGGCUGAGCCGGCUGCUGUCGCCGGCGGAGGUGGAGGCGCGGCUGCGGAAGGCGGGCGUGGUGGUGGGCGGAGGUGUCAGCAUAGGCAGUAGCAGCGGUGGCAGCGGCGGGGCUGCCGCGGCCUCUGCUGGCGCCGGCGCCUUCAAGCUGUGCGGCAACCCGGAAUGCAGCAGCCUGGAUGGGCCCAGCGCACUUAUCGCGCCCGGCCGCGGCAAGACGUGCGCGCGCUGCAAGCAGAUCACGUACUGCUGCGGCGCGUGCCAGCUGCAGCAUUGGCGCGAGGGCGGCCAUGACAAGGCGUGCGCGGGGCUGGCGGCGGCAGGGGCUGGGGCGGCGGCGGCGGCAGGGGCUGGGGCUGCAGCGGCAGGAAGCAAAUGAAGAUGUUUUUGAUCGUGCUCGAGGGUAUGGGUAUGUGCAGCGUGCCAGGAACGGGAUAGUGUGCGGCUGUGGCUGUGGCUGGGGCUGGGGCUGUGGCUGGGCCUGGGGCAGGCAGGCAACCAGUAUGCAUACGUGCUUAUAGGACGGCAGAACUGAGACGCAUGCGACUAGCUGGCAUGGUCGCAUGGGACUGCCGUGGAGUCACUGGACGCACGGGACUGUAUAAGUGUGUGCGUGUGCGUGUGCGUGUGCGUGUGCGUGUGCGUGUGCGUGUAUGUGUGUGUGUGUGUGUGUGUGUGUGUGUGUGUGUGCGUGCGCGCAGGUUCUUUGGGUGCCGUCUGGACAAACUUUUGCUGCUUUUAUGUGUAGGGCAACUGUUAUACCGCUGUUUGUGGCGGCAGCGAUACCUGUGGCGUCUGAUGUGCACGGUAGGUUGAGGCAGCUGCUGAUGGCGGCCUACGAGAGCUGGGAUGAUGGUCGUUGUGGAUGGCGGGCGUUACUAGCAUGCAAGAGAAUGCUGGGCUGCCAGGAACCUCUGGCGCUAGCUGCACGGGACGGAUGGGAACCGCGCACGUACGCGUGGUGUAAUGCGCGCGUGCC
Chlamydomonas reinhardtii is the source of this 5115-nucleotide messenger RNA. RefSeq lists its product as uncharacterized. The record is from RefSeq and is a predicted model, not a curated record. NCBI's taxonomy places the organism in Eukaryota, Viridiplantae, Chlorophyta, Chlorophyceae, Chlamydomonadales, Chlamydomonadaceae. The coding region runs from base 328 to 4515 and encodes 1395 amino acids. The transcript is spliced from 2 exons. Gene Ontology annotation, molecular function: kinase activity.